This is a messenger RNA of Ruditapes philippinarum (Manila clam), 1312 nucleotides long. RefSeq lists its product as uncharacterized. The record is from RefSeq and is a predicted model, not a curated record. Bases 21 to 437 code for a protein of 138 amino acids. Lineage: Eukaryota; Metazoa; Mollusca; Bivalvia; Venerida; Veneridae. The transcript is spliced from 2 exons.
CUCCAAGUGAGGUGACGAAAAUGUUGAAAAGGCAAUUAAUGGAAACAUUAUAUGCUCGUUUAAAGUAUAUAGGAUUUGUGGAAAUUCAAAAUAUAGACGACAUUGAAAAAGGACCACCAUUGCUUGCUCUAUGUGUAAAUGCAAGUAGAAUGAAAACUGAUGCAAGCAAUGCAAUAAAAGGAGUAAGAGAAUUAAAGAAUACGGUGCUUGUCAUCUUCCAUCAUGUUGAACAUCAUGCUGACAUGUCCUGGCAAAGCUCUCAGUCCUUGAGUGGUCAACAGUUUAGUAGAUUAGCAGGAAAAUAUGAUAUGGCCUUCCUUAAAGAAAAAGGUUUCUAUCCAUGUGAUAUGAACACUAAAACUGAAGACAGUAUUGUGGCUUUUCUUACAAAGCAAUAUCCUAAACCUGAAAAGGGUAAACUUUCUUCAAUGUUUUAAACAACACUAUUAUGUUAAUCGUUCUUUAAAAUAUUGUAUUUAUCUAUUGAACAAGUGUACAGAAUGAAUUUGCUAUUUUCAUAAAAUUGCACUGAUCGACUUUAAUAUUUAGAUGUACCUGUUGGUAAAAGACAUUUCAUAAAGACAAAGAUCAUACAAAGAAUAUCAUUUUAUUUGUAAAGAAUCAUUAAGCAGAACUUGCACAGAACAAACAGUAUAACGUGCUGCGUGUAAUGCAUAUAGAAUACGUUAGUAAUCUGACGGAAAGCAAGCAUUAGAAUAGCAAGGGAAAGCAAUAAAAUUAACACAUAAGGUAGUUCCUAAAUUACUUGUUUUAAAUAAUUGUAAUUGCAUGUACUAAUUUCAACUAACAUGAACAGUAUUUUGAUGAUAAAUAUCUAGAAAAAAGUAAUCACCUGGAAGCAAGCAUCAAAAUCAACAAAAUUUCAUGAAAAUUGCAGACUCGGUUAUAAGGGAUAGUAAAACAGUUUAACAUUUAAAGCUGCAUGCCUCCAGAUGAGUAAAAUAUUUCAAUAAAAUCAAAUUUGAAAAAUAUGUACUGAUAUUUUUGAAAAAGUAAAAUAAUUCAAGAUUCCAGUAAUAUUUUACAUGUUAUGUGCAAUAAAUGACUGAUUUUUCAGUAUUUACAACUAUAUUUCUACUGCGUUACUAACGCAGUAAGGGCUAUUUAUGCAUAUUUUUACCACUUUUUUGUUUUCAGUGCCAUUGAAAAUGAGUAAAAUGCUUCUUUUUGGUUAUUUCACAAUAUUGUACAUUCAAAUACAUUAUCAAAAUUUUCAUGAAAAUAAGCAUGAAUCUGGAGGCGUGCUGCUUUAAAUAACGUUUUAUCAGUUGCUUAGAUUUCCAGUAAAAAU